AUGAAUGACAACCUGUUCGUCAGUUUGGACAGGCUUUUGUUGGAAUUUGUUUUCCAGUAUGAGCAAGACAAAAGUGCUAAAGAAGAUAUGAUUCAAAGAAUUAAUAAAUGCCUUGAAUGCAUUAAAGAAAAGAAAGCAAAUGUUUCUAAGAUAUGUGAAGCUAUAAAGAAAACAGAUGAGGAAAUUGCUUAUUACUAUAAACAUAGUAAAGAAAUCAAAGACUGCUAUAAUAACUGGAAGCCAACAUGUGAUGUUUUUCAUAAACAUGAAGAUUAUAUGCAAGAUCAACUCACUGUUUACCAAGAAAACAAUGAAAAAGACAAAAAAAUGUACCAUGGUUAUAUAUGUCAGUAUGAAAAUGUUUUGAAACAAUACCAACUAAAAUACUCAGAAACACGCUUUUCAUGUAAAUAUUAUGAGAAGAAAAGAGAACAUGAAGAAAUUCAAAACAGAGUGUUGGCAUGUACUGAACAACUAAAAAAGAAUGAAACUAUUCUUAUGGAACUUCUAGUUCCUGCUCCAUUCCCAUCACUUACUAAAUGGACAUUACACAUAGUUAAUUUGAGAUAUAAAACACAAGACAUUCUUAAAUGUGCCAACAAUUUUACCAAGAGAUCACUUGAAUUGGAAAAAGAAGCAGAUGAUAUGGAAAUAGAAAUUAAUUCUUUAAAUAAGCAGAUUGCAAGACUUUUUGAAAGAAAGAAUUUUUCAGAAGCUCUAGAAGAAAAGAAUAAAAAUACAGAAAAGAGAAAAGAAUUUAAAGAAAGAAUUUUUGAAAAAGAUGAGCAUGUAUUGAACAGAUCCUCUCAAAGUAGCCAGUUACUACUACCUUGUGAGUCUCAGAAAUUUGUAAGACGAAUAAAGAUGCAUUCUUCAGAACCAAGAGUUACAGAUAAAAAAGAAGAAAAUUCAGUCAAUCAGUCAAAGUUUGCUAGUAGUGAUUUGAGACAAGAAAAUGACUCACAGAUAUUUAAUUACUCUGAUAUGGAUAGUAGUUCAAAAUGUUCACAUGUUACAGCUGUUAAAAAUUCACAAGGUUUUAUGCAAUUCAGGUUUUUUUGCUACUAUGCUGAGUGUGGAAAUAAAGAGACAGGAAGACAACUAAGAGAAUCAAAAAGUACUCCACAGGCCGUGUACAUAGAACACUUUGGAAAGCCAAUAGAAAAUAAUAGUGGUGAAGAAGAAAGGACUGAGAAUUUCCCACAAACUCCUGAAACUCCUUUAUUUCCAAGAACUCCGGAAACUAUGAAGACACCUGAAUCUGUGGAGAAAAUGCAGUUCCCUAAAAGCCCCUUCUUUGAAAUUAACAGAACUAGAAAUGUAGGACCUGAAGGACAAAAACAAAAGGAUUCUCCUGGAUUCUCAUUUCUUAUGAGUUAUUCUUCUAGAUCACCUGGACUAAAUUUAUUUGAUUCUUCUGUAUCUGAUCCAGAAAUCUCAUCAGAUCAGUUUAAUGAACAUUACUCUGAAGAAAACCUAAAUCCUUCUUCAUCACAACAAGAAAUUGGAAACUUAUUUGGGAAAUCAGAAGGAGAAGAUACCUUCACAUUUUCUUUUCCCUCAGACACUUCAACUCAUACAUUUGGAGCUGGAAAAGAUGACUUUAGUUUUCCAUUUUCUUUUGAACAGGAUCAAAAUACAAUGCCUUCCUCUUCAAAAGAUUUUUCAUCCUCACAAAAUAAAACCCAAUUUAUGUUUUUUUGA
Molecule: messenger RNA, 1704 nt
Organism: Peromyscus californicus insignis
Lineage: Eukaryota; Metazoa; Chordata; Mammalia; Rodentia; Cricetidae
Gene: CUNH14orf39
Product: chromosome unknown C14orf39 homolog
Exons: 17
Coding region: 1-1704 (567 amino acids)
Biological process (GO): oogenesis; spermatogenesis; homologous chromosome pairing at meiosis
Cellular component (GO): central element
Source: RefSeq, a predicted model, not a curated record